Molecule: messenger RNA, 1860 nt
Organism: Diaporthe batatas
Lineage: Eukaryota; Fungi; Ascomycota; Sordariomycetes; Diaporthales; Diaporthaceae
Exons: 4
Coding region: 1-1860 (619 amino acids)
Biological process (GO): hydrogen peroxide catabolic process; response to reactive oxygen species; cellular response to oxidative stress
Molecular function (GO): peroxidase activity; heme binding
Source: RefSeq, a predicted model, not a curated record
AUGAGACGAGAACUCCUCUCGCGGGCCGUAACGACGGCACUUAUGCUGUCUGCUGCACUCGCCGACCCGACAUGGCCUUCCCCUAUCGACGACCUGGAGGAGAUCAUGUUUCAGCAGAGAAUAUUCAAGUCGCGUAACUUUGCAGACACCAUCUCUCCGUGCUCCAACGAAGCAUCUGGGCCAGGAAGGCAGGUAGCUGCUGAGUGGCUGAGGGUCGCAUUUCACGACAUGGCAACGGCAGAUGUUAGGACGGGCAAGGGAGGCCUGGAUGGCUCCCUGCAGUAUCAGCUCGACGAUGGGGAGAGUAAGGGGCCGGGAUUCAACUCCACUCUGAAGUUUUUCAAUGGCUAUCUCUCAAAGAAAACAAGCUUGUCCGACCUGAUUGCCCUUGGGGUGUACGCUUCGGUCCGGUCGUGUGGAGGUCCACGAAUACCCGUCAAGGCUGGGAGGGUGGACGCCCCAGGGCCCGGAAGAAUGGGAGUGCCUCAGCCGGAGCACUCGAUUGAGCAGUUCCGCCAGCAGUUCGAUCGCAUGGGAUUCACAGAAGAGGAGAUGAUUCAGGUCACUGCCUGUGGGCACACGUUGGGAGGCGUCCACGAUACCGAGUUCCCGGAGUUGGUUGAAGAAGGCGAAUCACCGUCCGACUCUACCGUUUCCGAAUUCGAUAUGAAGGUCAUAACUGAGUACCUCGACAACAACACGACGAACCCCCUCGUGGUGGGGCCAGCAGUUGGGCAGGGAAAAGACUCAGAUGCACGAAUAUUCAAUUCAGACGCCAACGUCACGGUGAAGGCUAUGGCCGACCCACAGAGGUUCCAGGAUGUCUGUCGCAAGGUCCUCCAGAAAAUGAUCGAGGUCGUUCCCGCGGGUGUCACGCUUUCUCCACCUAUUGAGCCCUACAUGGUCAAGCCGGUAGACCUGCGGCUUGCACUGGAACAGGCGGCGAGGCAUUUGCAACUAAUUGGUAACAUACGAGUGAAAACUACCAACCUAUCGCGCAAAGAGAUUGUAUGGAUGGAAAUUCUCUAUAAGAAUCGUAAUGGUGAACACGACUGUGGCAAGGGGUCUUGCGUGAUCAAUUCCACCAUCCACGGCAGUGGUUAUGGACUUGACGAUACCUUUGUCUUCUUCCCUAUUGACGCGACUAUUCCAAUCGACACGGGCAUCUCGUCGUUCGUCGUCGAUCUGAUCCUGACUAACGGCACAAGACUGCUCUUCGACAACAACGGCCAGGGAUAUCCAAUGCAGGACGCUGUCCUUCUACUCAGGCGUCAGACCUGCCUGCUGCAGUACACGGGAAAAAUAAAUGUCACAGCCGCCGUCCGCAACGACAGGAAAGACCUCCCAACGAAUCUCACAAUCUCGUACAAGGUGCCCCGGCCAGGCCUCCCAGUUGCCGGCCUCCAUGAGACGACUAUGUUCAUGACCAAAGGCGACUGCGUCGGCCCGUAUACGUUGUUCAACGCAGCUUGGACCAUUCCGGGGGGUGUUAGCUACUCAUCCAGGACCGACGUAAGCAACGGGGAAGGCGAGAGCCUCCUGGCGGAUGUGUUCACCUAUGGGGCGGAACUUCACGGCCAGUGUGAAGAAUAUUCCGCCCCACCAGCGUCCAUGUGCACGACCCUGGGCAUCACGGCGACUCCGUCGACUCUGUUCCCUCCCCCAAGUACAGCUGCCGGGAGCUUCAUCACACAACCGAGCGCCGCGCUGACUUCGACAACCCGUGUCAGCCCGGCGCCGACGGCUGGCGGCCACGAGUUCAGCAAGUCCAUUUUCCGCCCUGUAUCUGGGAGCAUCUGGGAAACAUUUAUGCAAUAUCUCAAGAGGAUCUGGUCGUCGAGAUUUACCUACGCUUGGUGA